Molecule: messenger RNA, 2789 nt
Organism: Sinocyclocheilus rhinocerous
Lineage: Eukaryota; Metazoa; Chordata; Actinopteri; Cypriniformes; Cyprinidae
Product: bromodomain-containing protein 2-like
Exons: 7
Coding region: 25-1707 (560 amino acids)
Biological process (GO): chromatin remodeling; regulation of DNA-templated transcription
Cellular component (GO): chromatin; nucleus
Source: RefSeq, a predicted model, not a curated record
UAACUAGCACUAACUGAAAGCCUUAUGUCUCUGUUCUCUCUGCAGAAGAAGGGUGUGAAGCGUAAAGCCGACACCACCACUCCCACCACACUCGGCUUCCCCGUGACCGCAGCUGCUCGGAUGGGAGGCAUGGGGAAAGGUCACGGAUCAGCCGGAGAGAUGCCCCACUCGCUCUCCUCAAUGCCCGUGGAUUGUUCACCCAGCAUGGGCGUGAACGAGCCCACCCACCUGCAGCCCCUCCUUGGGCGUCCGCUGUCCCGUCGUCCAAUCAAACCUCCCCGUAAGGACCUGCCCGACUCCGUGCGGCCCCAUCAGCCCUCGCGGCGGGGGAAACUAAGCAAGCAGCUUCGCUACUGCAGCGGCGUCCUUAAAGAACUGCUGUGCAAAAAACACGCGGCGUACGCCUGGCCCUUCUACAAACCCGUGGACGCGUCGACGCUGGGCCUGCAAGACUACCACGACAUCAUCAAACACCCCAUGGACCUCAGCACCAUCAAGAGGAAGAUGGAUGAGCGCGAGUACAGAGACGCCCAGCAGUUUAGCGCUGAUGUCAGACUCAUGUUCUCCAACUGCUACAAGUACAACCCACCUGAUCAUGACGUGGUCGCCAUGGCACGAAAACUGCAGGACGUGUUUGAGUUCCGCUUCGCAAAGAUGCCUGACGAGGUUUCAGAGGAGGAGGAAUUGUCUCCCAUGCCAUUAGGCCGGAACAUGGGCAUGCUGGGAAUGCACCACUCCUCCUCUUCAUCCUCCUCUUCCUCCUCCUCCUCCUCCUCUUCCUCCUCGUCGGAGAGCGAGCCGAGCAGCGACAGCAGCCCGAGCUCUGACAGCGAGGAGGAGAGGGCUCAACGCCUGGCCCAGCUGCAGGACCAGGUGUGUACUCAGCUCAAAGCGGUACAUGAGCAGCUGGCAGCCCUCUCCUCCGGCCCGAUUGUCAAACCUAAAAGGAAACGAGAGAAAAAGAAAGACAAGAAGAAGAAAAAGAAGCCAGAGAAACGCAGAGGAAGUCGAAGUUUGAUGAGUGAUGAGCGGGACAAGCCUGUCAAACUGCCUAAAAGCAAAUCCAGCCGUGCUUCACUGUCAUCCACACAGAGCAAGAAAGGCCCUGCGAAGAAAAGCAGCAAGAACAAGAACACAAAGAAAUCAUCCUCGUCUCGUUUCGCAGCUGCCGCUGCCAUCUCCUUACCGCACUACGACUCUGAGGAGGAAGAAGACGGUCUUCCCAUGAGUUACGACGACAAGCGGCAGCUCAGCCUGGACAUCAACAAGCUGCCCGGGGAGAAACUGGGCCGUGUGGUGCACAUCAUCCAGUCGCGGGAGCCCUCGCUGCGCGACACCAACCCUGAGGAGAUCGAAAUCGAUUUUGAAACACUGAAGCCGUCCACGCUGCGUGAGCUGGAGCGAUAUGUGAUGACCUGCCUGCGCAAGAAGCCUCGCAAUCCGUACGUGGUGAAGAAGGGAGGAGGUGGGAAAAGCCGAGAGGAACUGGGUCUGGAGAAGAAGAGGGAACUGGAGAGGAGGUUACAGGAUGUGAGCGGACAGCUGAACUCUGCCAAGAAACCCCAGAAACCCAAAGUGGAGAAGCCCAGCGGCGCGGAGCCUCACGCCAUGGCCUCGCGUCUCAGCGCCAGCAGCUCCAGCUCAGGCUCCUCCUCAUCGUCCUCCUCCUCCUCCUCAUCUGACACCAGUGACUCGGACUCCAGGUGAAGAGGACUCUGGGAAGGCACAGGAAGCGGGCUCUCUGGGGCGCAUUCAUAGCUGCGGCCUGCCGUACAGACACCUUGUUUUCCGUGCCUCCUCAAUCCAGGAACUAUGUUUACUUCAGUGUAAAAAAAAAAUGUAUAUAUUAGGAUUUUUUUUCUUUUAUAAAGAAGGCUUUUACCAAGAUGCCCAUAAUGGGAAAGAGUGCGUAAUCAUAACUACUUUUCUUAGUUGACGAAAUAGCUUGUUGUUUUGUUUUGCUUCCAUUUUGACAGUUUAAUUGAGUCUUGAAACAUUUCUUGCUUCUUUUUGCAUUGCUUUAAAGAUCAGGGCCAGUAUUUAGAUCUCUUUGAGCAACCAAAACUUGCAUGAAGGUUUAUAAAGGACCUUCAAUGGGGAAAUGAGAAAGAAAAUGAAGAACUGCUUUGCAUUUGCAUUGGCUUUAAAACAUUUAGGUUUUCACGCCGCGAUGCACUGGACUUUUUUUGGGAUUUGUUAUGUACGUAUGAUAUUAUUCUUUCCAUAUGGCUUCGCAAUUUGCUCUCUAGUUUCAUUUUGCUAUUGCUUUGAUCUGUAAGAAAUGGAUUUAAUUUGACGUUUUUUACAUGAUCGAAUCAAUGUCAAAGGACACUUUUUGUCAUAAAUCUGUCUGAUUAGGCAUCUGUGCAAUUGUGAUAAUAUUCAUUGAAAAUAACAGCCAUAACGCCUCACCGGACUGGAGGAGAUGGACUGGAUUGGUUCAUGAGCGCUAGAGAAACGCUGCUAGAUUGAGUGGUUUGAAUUAGUUAUUUAAGUUGAAUGUUAACUUGAGAGAUCUGGUUUGUAGACGAGACUAAAGGAAUCGCAUUUAAGCAAUAGACUGUCAUUUAUUUCUUGUAUAUAGAGUCCAUGAUACCAUGCUGCUUUCUCGUUUGUAUUUAUUUGCAUUGCUCUAACCUCUCUUUUCUAGAAUAUUCUUUUUGUGUAUAUAAGACACAUGGCAGAUCAUUGUGACCUAAUAUUCCCUAUCUGCAGUAUAAUUAAGAGUUUAUGCGCUCCGGAUUAUACGUUGGUUUUUAUUUGGAUGGAAAUACAAAUACAACAAGUGA